GGAAUUAUCAGGGCGGACUAACUCGACGGUUGGAGGGGUAGCGUCGAAAUACAUCUGCCGCGUAGGAUGCCUCGGAUAUUUCAAGCCCCUAUCUCCAAAUGCAGCCAGAAUACAUAACAGCAGCUGCGUGCAGUCUUGACGUCGAACCCUUGCGACAAGAGUAAUGAACCUGAACGGGAGCCAUCCGCAACAAUGACUUCCGUUGACGACAAGCCCACUGUCAGCAUGGGCGAGGCACCUGUGCAGCCGCACCGCAAAGAACUCGACGUCGUGCCGAUCCAGCAGGCCGCUGUUGAGGACGCCUAUCAUGUCAAGCUCAGUUGGAGAUCGUGGAUUGUGGUUUUUUGCACCUGUUUUGCUAUCAUGGCCCAGGUGUUCGUUGUGGUAGCAGCCGGAUCAGUCAUCGCCUUUAUCAUCCGCGACCUUGGUGACGGGGCCGUCGCAGGAUGGAUUAUCCAGGGUCCCUUACUGAUGCAAAGCGUGCUGUCGCCCAUUGUCGGGCGCCUUUCUGACGUCCUCGACCGCAAGUAUCUGGCUUCAGUCCCGCCCCUCAUUGCCUUCGUCGGGGCUGUUAUCUCGGCUAAAGCGACUUCCAUGGGCAUGCUCAUUGGCGGCGGCAUUCUGAUUGGCACGACGUUAUCUACGAUUGCUAUUGUCCAGGCUAUUCCCUCGGAAAUUCUCCCGCUCAAGUAUCGAGCUAUCGCAAACGGGCUGGCCUUUAUCGGCGGCUCUCUUGGUGGAAUCAUUGGCUCUUUGGGGGCUGGAGCCGUCACGAAUGUCAAUGCAUCUGGAUGGAGGUACAUCUUUUGGAUGCAGGCCGCAUUUCACGGUGCCACCUCUUUGGGUCUCUUCAUCUUUUACUGGCCUCCGAAGCGAACAGAGUCUCCCAAGAUGUCCAUCAAGGAGGUUCUUUGGGCAUGCGACCCCAUUGGAUCCGUCCUCUUCAUCGGCAGUGUCUCGCUUAUGCUCCUGGCCCUGAACUGGUCUGGAGGAACCUAUUCUUGGUCCGAUGUCCAUGUCAUCGCCCCGUUGGUUGUUGGUCUUGUCUUGCUUGUCUUGUUCGGCCUAUACGAGUGGAAAGGAAGAGAAGAUGGCCUUGUGGCCCAUAUUUUCUUCUCGCAAAACGCAAACUUUGCCCUCUCUGUCUUCGCCUUCGGUGUUGAGGGCUGGGUCUUCUACUCGGCUGUCAACUCCAUUGUGCCGCAGAUAAUUCUCAACUUGGGGUUCCAGACGGACCCGUGGCGGAUUUCUGUCCGCCUCCUUGGCUUUACCUUGGUAAACUUGGGUCUUUCAGUCCCUAUUAUGCUAUACUCCACCAAGUAUAAGGACCUCAAGUCUCCUCUCAUCGUGUCUUUCACUUUCUUCCUUAUCGUAUCAAGCUGCUAUGCGGCGAUCCGACCCUCGUGGAACAAUGCCCAGCAUGCUUUGAAUGUCCUUACAGGCAUCGGACAGUCAGCACCUCUGACACUUCUGGUCGCCUGUGUUCAAUUCACCGCUCCGCACGCAUACCUGUCUACGGCCACGGGACUCGCAUUUUCCGUUCGAGCAAUUGGAGGAGCCUUCGGGUCAGCCAUUAUCGAUGCCAUAAUUAACGGCCGGUUGAAAUCGCAUUACGCCUCGGCCGUGGCUAAGUCUGCUAUGGCUGCAGGGUUGCCAGAAAAGAGUGUGCCGGCGUUGCUGCAGGCCCUGGCCACGGGCCUAAUCGACUCCAGCGACGUACAGGGCGCCGACAGCGCAGUUUGGGAUGCGGCUAUAUCGGAGAGCAGAUGGCAAUAUGCAUACGCCUAUCGCUUGGCUUGGUCAAGCGUCAUCCCAUUUGCUGUCUUGGCCAUUGUCGCUGUUGCUUGUCUCAAGGGCGUGAAGGAGCUGAUGACUGAGAAGAUCGAGGCUACAGUAGAACAUGUCGAACUGGGUAAAUUGGAUGGAGAUGAAAAGGGGACGACAGCAUAG
Ilyonectria robusta is the source of this 1950-nucleotide messenger RNA. RefSeq names its product major facilitator superfamily domain-containing protein. Gene Ontology annotation, molecular function: transmembrane transporter activity. Lineage: Eukaryota; Fungi; Ascomycota; Sordariomycetes; Hypocreales; Nectriaceae. Bases 193 to 1950 code for a protein of 585 amino acids. The record is from RefSeq and is a predicted model, not a curated record. The transcript has 7 exons. Gene Ontology annotation, biological process: transmembrane transport.